Thecamonas trahens ATCC 50062 is the source of this 975-nucleotide messenger RNA. RefSeq lists its product as uncharacterized. Bases 1 to 975 code for a protein of 324 amino acids. The transcript is spliced from 2 exons. The record is from RefSeq and is a predicted model, not a curated record. Gene Ontology annotation, cellular component: nucleus; Smc5-Smc6 complex. Gene Ontology annotation, biological process: DNA repair. Lineage: Eukaryota; Apusomonadida; Apusomonadidae.
AUGUCGGGCAUGGCGCCUGAAGAGGAGAAGCCGCGCGAGCGGCGGAAGCACAAGCAGAAGAACAAGACCAAGCGGAAGCGUGGGCGUGAGGACGACGGUGACGAGGACAGGCCGGCGGCGGUACAGGCCAGGAUCCGGUCGAAAACACAGAAGAACCUCAAGGACAUCAUCGAGUCAAAGGUCGAGGCGUCGACGCCCGGAAACACCAAGCUAGUGACGUUGCUUGCGCGAGGAAGGGCGCUCAGUGAGGUCAUCAGCAUCAAGGAGCCACGGACGGGCGCCAUCGACGCCGAGGCCAUGAGCGAGCUGGCUGGAGUCGGCAGGGCCAAGGUGGAGAACCUACGGACAGACUUUACUCGCAUGGAUCCGGCGGCGUUUGCCACCGAGGUCCGCAAGAUGUUUGGGACGGUGGUGGACAUGGCGCGGCUGGGCGAGACGUUUGGCAAGUUUCUGCGGACGGUGCCCAAGCUUGAUCUGAUGUACGGCCCGGUCUGUACCGGCUCGCAGAUCCGGCGGCGGGUAGCGCGGAGGCCGCGCGGGACGGUAACGGAGGCGCGGCAGCGUAUGGACGCCGCCGAGCCGCAGCUGUUGCAACAGGUGAGGCCGGAUACCGAUGUGCAGAUGGAGACCCGUGAGGACAACGAAACGAUGCAGGAAAUGCUUCAGCUGCUGCUCGAUUUCGACCGCCCGGUCUCACUCUACCAGCUCGUCAUCAACCCGACCUCGUAUGCACAGACUGUAGAGAACAUGUUCUACACCUCAUUCCUGACCAAGAUGGGCAGCUUGCACAUCUGGGUCGAUGACGAGACGUCGGUUCCGAUGGUCAAGAGCAUGCAAGCGGGCAAUAGAGGCAAGGCGAGCGAGCGCGCUUCGCGGCGGCAGGCCAUCCUCAACAUCGACUACGAGCUGUGGCGGCAGCUGAAGGCCGAGCUCGGCGAUGAGCCGCCGCUGAUGAACGACCGCGGGUCCGGAUGA